Messenger RNA from Sorex fumeus (smoky shrew), 1798 nucleotides. It is a transcript of the gene CRTAP, whose product is annotated as cartilage associated protein. Gene Ontology annotation, molecular function: protein binding; collagen binding. Lineage: Eukaryota; Metazoa; Chordata; Mammalia; Eulipotyphla; Soricidae. Gene Ontology annotation, biological process: peptidyl-proline hydroxylation to 3-hydroxy-L-proline; collagen fibril organization. The transcript is spliced from 7 exons. The coding region runs from base 64 to 1287 and encodes 407 amino acids. Gene Ontology annotation, cellular component: endoplasmic reticulum. The record is from RefSeq and is a predicted model, not a curated record.
CUCCUUCCUCUCUUCCUUCCUCUCCCGGCGGGCUUGCAGGCGCCCUUCCUUCCGCCGGGCGCGAUGGGGCCGGGGCGCGGGGCGGCCGCGGCGCUGCUGGCGUUGCUGUGCGCGGGGUGCGCGCUGCGCUCGGGGCGCGCCCAGUACGAGCGCUACAGCUUCCGCAGCUUCCCGCGGGACGAGCUGAUGCCGCUCGAGUCGGCUUACCGCCACGCGCUGGACCAGUACAGCGGCGAGCACUGGGCGGAGAGCGUGGGCUACCUGGAGAUCAGCCUGCGGCUGCACCGCCUACUGCGCGACAGCGAGGCCUUCUGCCACCGGAACUGCAGCGCGGCGCUCGAACCCGAACCCGAGCCCGAGCCCGAGCGCGCCGCCGCCCUGGCGCGCCACCCCGAGCUGCGCCUCUUCGGGGGCCUGCUGCGCCGCGCGCACUGUCUCAAGCGCUGCAAGCAGGGCCUGCCCGCCUUCCGCCAGUCGCAGCCCAGCCGGGACGUGCUGGCCGACUUCCAGCGCCGCGAGCCCUACAAGUUCCUGCAGUUCGCCUACUUCAAGGCAAAUAAUCUUCCAAAAGCCAUUGCCGCGGCCCACACCUUCCUUCUGAAACAUCCAGAGGAUGAGAUGAUGAAGAGGAACAUGGCCUAUUACAGGAGCCUGCCCGAUGCCGAGGACCACAUCAAAGACCUGGAGACCAAGUCCUAUGAGAACCUGUUCAUUCGUGCCGUGCGGGCCUACAAUGGGGAGAACUGGCGCACAUCCAUCACCGACAUGGAGCUGGCCCUGCCUGACUUCUUUAAGGCCUUUUAUGAUUGUCUGGCAGCCUGCGAGGGCUUCAGGGAGAUCAAGGACUUCAAGGAUUUCUAUCUGUCCAUAGCAGAUCAUUACAUAGAAGUUCUGGAAUGCAAGAUACAGUGCGAAGAGAGCCUCACACCUGUGGUUGGGGGCUACCCAGUGGAGAAAUUUGUGGCUACCAUGUAUCACUAUUUGCAGUUUGCUUAUUAUAAGUUGAAUGACCUCCAGAACGCAGCCCCCUGUGCUGUUAGCUACCUGCUCUUCGACGCCCAGGACAAGGUCAUGCAGCAGAACCUGGUGUAUUACCAGUACCACAGGGACAAGUGGGGCCUCGCCGAUGAGCACUUCCAGCCCCGGCCGGAAGCAGUUCAAUUCUUCAAUGUGACGACACUCCAGAAAGAGCUGUAUGACUUUGCGAAGGAGAACCUCAUGGAUGAUGACGAAGGAGAGGUAAUUGAAUAUGUGGACGACUUCCUGGAGACGCAGGAGACAGGCUAGUCACGGCAACCAGAGACCUGCCUUGGACAUUCUGGAAGCAGUCUGUGUCUUCCUUUGCUCGAUAGGCCGCGUGGCCGAUACCUCAAGGUCUUCUCUUUCCUCUGUGAUGUGGAAGGAAAGGCCCCAUUUCUCACUACACACAGCCCAGGGUGAGCCUGCCGUUCCUGUGUCCACAUCGCCUGUCCAUCUUCACCCCUGCCUCCUGUGUCCAGACCCUCAUCUUCAUUGUCACCCCAGUGUUUCCCGUGUCCACAUCAUCUUCCCCCUGUUCACGCUGGCCUUCCUUGCCAUUUUGGGUAGAAGCAGUCUUCGUGGUUUGUUGUUUUCCCCAGGCAGGAAAAAACAAAAAACAAGACAAAACAAAACAAACCCCCAAACAGUAUUUUUAAAUAAGAAAAAUACUUGAAAAAGAUUAUUAUGAAAACCUAAUUUGAUCUUCCUGGGCACCCAAGACUUUAGAACUUUAUCCCUAUUUCCUGAACCAGAAAAGAUGGCGGAGGUGCUCUUCUGC